This is a messenger RNA of Pichia membranifaciens NRRL Y-2026, 1430 nucleotides long. RefSeq lists its product as hypothetical. Lineage: Eukaryota; Fungi; Ascomycota; Pichiomycetes; Pichiales; Pichiaceae. Gene Ontology annotation, cellular component: nucleus. The transcript has a single exon. The record is from RefSeq and is a predicted model, not a curated record. Gene Ontology annotation, molecular function: RNA cap trimethylguanosine synthase activity. Gene Ontology annotation, biological process: 7-methylguanosine cap hypermethylation; 7-methylguanosine RNA capping. Bases 40 to 1026 code for a protein of 328 amino acids.
UCCCGACUACAAGCAGGGUGCCACCGGACUCUGUCGACAAUGUCACGCAAAAGAAAGAAGCAGGAAGACGAUGCCGGCGAGAGGAAACAGAGGAAGGUCGACGACUCCUACAACGAGGACGAGAUGAACACUAUCUACAACAACCCGAAACAGUUCCAGGGCGUGAUGCGGAAGUACUGGGCGCAGCGCCACAACCUCUUCUGCAAGUACGACGAGGGGAUUCUUCUCACCAAGGAGCUGUGGUUCAGCGUGACCCCGGAGCGGAUCUCCAAGUACGUGGCCCGAGCCAUCUACGAGCAGUUGGCGGCGGCCCGGGCCCGGCAGGCCCAGCCGGCCACAGACUCCCCGUUCAGGAUUCUCGACGGCUUCUGCGGCGGCGGCGGCAACAUCACGCAGUUUCUGCAGUACCCGGACUGCGUCGUGUAUGCGGUGGACAACAACCACCGCCACCUCGAGUGCACCAAGAACAACGCGCUGGUCUACUGCGGCAGCGAGAGCGUUGACGAGCGCUUGCGACUGCUUCCGAUGGACUGGAACUACGCCGACCCCGACGCACCUGCAGCCGCAGCCGACGACCCCGACCACUCCGACUCCGACUCCGACUCCGACUCCGACUCCGACUCCGACGACCACGACCUCGAAGACGCAGUCUACGCCUCACGCAGCCAGUCUCUCCGCUCCCUGCGGGAGCUCGCCGCCCUCCGCUUCGACUGCGUCUUCGGCUCGCCGCCCUGGGGAGGCCCCGAGUACAUCAAAGCAGACAAGUACAACCUCGACUGCCUCCAGCCCUUCGACCUCACCAAGAUGCUCCUCGUUCUACGCACAUACAGCGAGUUCGUGUGUCUUUUCCUCCCGAAGAACAUCGACAUCGAGCAGCUCGUCGCCGCCACCCGCGAAGCGUAUCUACAGCAUCCACCGCAGUCCCUUGGCGGCGGCGCCAAGGUCAAAGUCAAGGUCAAGGUCGUCCACAUGUUCACCUUCCAACGGGAGAAGGGGGUUCUUGUUACAUGGUCUGUCGAGACUUGACAAGCCGAGCCGAGCCGCCGUCGCGACGGCGACGCGUCGCUGUUACCCGGCCGCUGCUGCGGUGACCCGCAGAGUUUUUUUUUUCGCCCCUUUUUUUUCUUCGUUCUCGCACAGAAAAAAAAAGUGGAAAAAUUUUUCAGUCUCCUCCCCCGUCUUUUCUUUUAGGCUCUCGGUAUUAAAUAAGUGCUUCUUUUCUCCCUGAGUGAAAUCUUUCUGUUUCCUUUCUUUUCUAAAUCCUUUUUCCUCUCUUCUUCCCCUCUUCUUCUUGGGUCUUUUGGUUUUGGAAGGUUUUUUUUCUCUCUCCUUCUAGUAGAACAAAACUAAUAAAUACAAAAUGGGUAAAGAUAAGCAACACGUUAACGUCGUCGUUAUUGGUCACGUCGAUUCCGGUAAGUCUACUACCA